CAUCCUUGUGACCUAUGACCUUGCCACCUGGACAUUCACUGCUGGCUGUUCGCCGACUAGAUCUUUCGCGUUUUCGACAACUUGGGGUACCUCUCUUCCUGUUUUCAUCGUGAAAAGCAUGGCCGUCUCCACGAGUAUCUCCUUCCUGCUGGCAUCUUUGCUGGCCGUUUCCACAUUUGCUGGCAUGCAGAUGUUCAAGGGGCAGCUGGCCUCGUCAGAGUGGAUGACAAUCCUGGGUGGUUUCCUGGGCUCUGUCUUCUUUUCUCUCACCUUGACUGCCGUUGGGAAUCUAGAAUCUUUGCUGUUCGGGAAAGGUUUCCAGAUGAAGCUUAUCCCCGAAGUGGUCCUGUGCCUCGGCAUCGCCAUGUUUGCUUCUGGGCUUGUUCACCGGGUGUGUGUCACCACAUGCUUCAUCUUCUCCCUGCUGGAUCUAUAUUACAUCAACAAGCUGGCCCAAACCAAGUAUGCCCCAGCAGUGUCAGUCCAACAAACAACGGGAAAGAAGAGAAGAUAGAAUCAUCAGCUCCCAGCCUUGAGCUCCUCUCUCCUCUUUGCAUGAAAUUUCUCAACUGUAGGGUUGUCUUUAAACUCCACUUGUAACUUCACAUUUUCAAAUCAGGAUCAUACACUGUACGGUCAUUCAUGUGCUCAUCCAUUUGUACCAGAGACUUCGAGAAUUACCUGUUUCCAUUGGUGAAUGCUCAUUUACUUUUCUAAAAGGCAACAGCUGAGACACCAGGGCUAUUUUAAGUCGGAGACCUAGCCUUAGUUAUCCAAGACCAACACCUCACUAUUAACCUCAAGGUAUUUUAAGAAGGAAGCUUGGCGAGUCGUCCAAGGCCAAUGUGGCGCCAAACCCCAGUGGCAUAGUUAUCCUUCUGACACAACUUUAAACAAAAACAGGACCUCAACAAAGUGGAAUAUAAGGGUUGUUAGACUUCAUUUGCAUUUGGCUGGAUUUAGGAUGGGUUGUGUUGUUCCAUCAGCUAGAUUCAAAUCAAAAUUCUAACAUGGCUCCCUGUUGAACAAUAAUUGUCUGGCAUUUACAAAUUCGAUUUCAAAACUUGUUUGUCAUUACUAUUUACACAUUCGCCUCCCAGUAUUGCAAUUGUGCAUUGUGACUUUGCUGGAUAUUUUUGUGUUGGUUAUACAUGUAGGAUGUGAAAUAAAAUGUCCUAACACUUAAAAGCUAGGAAGGUAACAGUUUUAUUUCAUGAGGCCUUUUUGGUGUUUUCUUUUGCAUUGAGAAGAAAAUGAGUUUGUUUCUCCACUGUGGCAUCAUUCCGAUCUUGUGGUCCUUAAUUUCGUAGUUGAUCUGAUGCUUACUGGGUUGGGUCAUAUUCCGCACCCUGUAACUCUCAUGGAGAUCAACAUGGCUUGAGGCAAGACUGGCGUGCACGAUUCAGACACAGAAAGGCCUACUUUAAGGAGUAGAGUACUAAACUCUUAUUGCUUAAAUGUUUCACCCCAAUCAGAUUGGAGAGAUGCAGUCCUUUUUGACUCCAGUCGUGUAAUUCUAAGAACCACUUCCCAUCUUGGUUUUCAUCAGAAACAUUUUCUCAAAGUUUUGGAUUCAGUGAUCAAUAAACAUUCUUAAUAACCGGCAAAAA
Molecule: messenger RNA, 1610 nt
Organism: Acanthaster planci (crown-of-thorns starfish)
Lineage: Eukaryota; Metazoa; Echinodermata; Asteroidea; Valvatida; Acanthasteridae
Gene: krtcap2
Product: keratinocyte associated protein 2
Biological process (GO): protein N-linked glycosylation
Source: RefSeq, a predicted model, not a curated record